Messenger RNA from Spinacia oleracea (spinach), 2829 nucleotides. RefSeq lists its product as uncharacterized. The coding region runs from base 316 to 1662 and encodes 448 amino acids. NCBI's taxonomy places the organism in Eukaryota, Viridiplantae, Streptophyta, Magnoliopsida, Caryophyllales, Amaranthaceae. The transcript has 2 exons. The record is from RefSeq and is a predicted model, not a curated record.
ACCUGUCAACCCUCUGCAACUAAAUGCGCCCCCUCUCUUUUUUUUCUUCCUUUUUCCAGUAGGAGAGAGAAGAAGAGAGUUGAUUUUGUUAAAAAUACAGAUACUUUCCAAGGGUUUUAGGCAUUAUUUCAUGGUUAACAAUGCGCACCAAACUCUCGCACAUCCCAAAUUCCCAACACUCAUCUCUAGUUGUUUCUUCCAUCCUUUCCAUAAAUCCCACUAAUUCCUAGGCCGAUUUAUGGAUCCGAUUUUGUAACCUGCACCUCCCUGUCUCCAUCCCUUUUCCUUGGUUUUCUGUAAAACGGAGUCGUUUACAUGGACCCUUGUCCGUUUGUUCGGCUUACCGUCGGGAACCUUGCGCUGAAAGUUCCGGUAGCAGCGAAAGCAGCGCGCACAGUAAUCCACCCAACAACCUCCCCAUGCUUUUGUAAAAUCAAACUCAAGGGUUUCCCAAUUCAAACCGCCUACAUUCCUUCGGAAAACAACUCUCCAGAUGGCAACCACCACCACCACCCUCAAACCACCUUCAUCACCGCUGCGACCUUCCAUUUAAGCAAGGAUGACCUCAACAAACUCGCGGGGAAAUCAAUAUUCGCUGGGAAACUGGUUUUGAAGAUAUCUAUAUUUACCGGAAAAACAGGGGCUACCUGUGGUCUGAAAAACUCAGGAAGAUUGCUAGGGAAGCUUUGUGUGCCUUUGGAACUUAAGGGGGCUGAAUCAAAGGCUGUCAUUUUUCAUAACGGGUGGAUUUCUGUUGGGAAGGAAUCGCAGUUUCAUGUUAAUGUGAGGGCUGAUCCUGAUCCUAGGUUUGUAUUUCAGUUUGACGGUGAGCCGGAGUGUAGUCCUCUGGUUUUUCAGAUCAAAGGGAAUAUUCGUCAGCCUGUUUUUACUUGCAAUUUUAGCUUCCGUACCACCUCCUCUCACCACCAUCACCGUUCAAGAUCAUCGGAGCAAGGGAGUGGAAGAGGGUGGUUGAGUUCGUUUGGAAGCGAAAGGGAAAGAACCGGGAAAGAGAGAAAAGGGUGGUCAGUGACGGUUCAUGACUUAUCCGGUUCACCGGUUGCGGCCGCAUCAAUGGUAACCCCAUUCGUAGCGUCUCCUGGUUCAGAUAGAGUGAGCCGGUCUAACCCUGGUUCAUGGCUUAUACUUAGACCGGGGGAGGGAACUUGGAAGCCGUGGGGCCGGCUGGAGGCAUGGAGGGAGAGAGGAGCUCAUGACGGGCUCGGGUAUCGGUUCGAGUUGAUUCCAGACAUGAGCGCUAAUUCAGGGGUAGGGGUGGUCUUAGCUGAGUCAACUCUUAACACAGCUAAAGGUGGAACAUUCUCAAUUGACUUAGGUUGUAAUCACUUCAAUAAUAAUCAUAAUGGAAGUGGUUCUAACAGGGGGAGUCAACGUAGUUGUAGUUCCAGUUCACCCGGGUGCAGUCCAAGGAGAGGUAGUGGUGAUAUUGGGAUGGGUUUUGUGAUGGCAGCUCGUGUGGAAGGGGAAGGGAAGUGUAGUAAGCCGACAGUGGAGGUAAGCGUGCAGCACGUCACCUGCACGGAGGAUGCAGCAGCGUAUGUAGCGCUUGCCGCUGCAGUUGAUCUUAGCAUUGAUGCUUGUAGGCUUUUCUCUCAAAAGCUUAGGAAGGAGCUUUGUCAUACUAAUGAUCUGGGUAGCUGACACUAUUGCUUUAUUUUUACCAAGUUUUGAGUAAGGGAUCGAAUUUGUACUCCGUCGACUAUUUUAGAUGGUUAAGCACUUAAUUACUGCAUCAUGAUUAGCAAUUACUGACCGGUUUUGGGGAGGAGGGGAAAUUGUGUAUAGUAGGGAAUAUAUUUUAGGAGAAGAUAAAACAACAAGGUUAAAAAUAUUUUCCUUCUUUAAUUUGUGUUGUGGUUUGUGUGGAUAUUUCAAAGAAAUGGAAGAAAAAUGGGCAAUUAGCCCCUGAAUGGCAGGGUUCUUGGAAGAAGCGGAAUGGCUAAUAGAGACUAUGCCUAUGAAGCCAAAUGAUGUAGUUUGGGGUGCACCUUUUGUGGAUGUAUGAUUCAUAGGAAUCCCGAGAUUGCUUGUUAUGCAGCGGAAAAUCUCAUAAUGGAGCUUGACCAAGAGGAAAUCAUGGAGUAUCUUGUAUCGGUGUCAAAUGUAUAUGCCAUGGCCAGAAGAUGGAGAGAGGUGGCUAAUGUACGGGAGAAGAUGGUUGAAAUGGGUUCGAAAAAUAGUAAAAGCAGGAGUUGGGUGCAAUUAAAUGAAGCAGUCAACGAAUUCAUGGCUGGGGAUAUUACUCAUAGACAUAUCUCAUUGAUUUAUGAGACGCUUGAUAGACUCACUAGUGAAGUCAGAUAUGUAGCCAAUGAUCAUGACACGAGUGAGGAGUUAAUUGACUUGUUGGAGAUGGAAUUCUUCUGCUGUUGAAUUGCUUCUGCUGUUAAUUGACAAAAUGUGGAUUCAAGGAUUCAGGGCUAUUGCUUCUGCUUCAAAAAUGUUGUAUGAUCAAAUUGUGUGCUGUACUCUGCAAAUUGUGUUUUCAAGGGAUAUUGAGAAGAAAAGAGAGUGAAUCUGUGUGGUUCAAUGAAUUGCUUUCUUUUCAGAGCAUUCAUUGUAGCUGUGCAAACAUAAUCCUGAGAUGAAUUCAGUGCCAAAAUAAUCCGAGUCCUACAUGCGUUUUUAAAGCAGUUGCUGGAGGUAAAUCUGCAGAAAUCUUCUUCUUUUAUAUGGAAGUUUUACUCUGCUUUCUAGCUAGCUAACCUGAAAAAGGGGUGUGAAAAAAGUGUGAGCAUGUACAGUAAAAAACUCUUUAUGUGUAUCUAAAAUAUUACUACCAGAUAUCCAUUAAUCUUUUUCAUUUUA